CCUUUUAUCUUUCUUCCUUUUUGAGGAGUGGCAUAUCCGAAAAGUGGAUGUUCAGGAUAACAUGUCCAAUGUGUCAGAAGAGAGAAGCACUAGACAACAGGACAUUAAGAAAGGACUCCAGUUUAUAGAAUCUACUUUGCCCUAUCCAGGGACGCAAGAACAAUAUGAGUUAUUUAUACGAGAGCUUGUUAGAAAUCUUUUUAAUGAAGGGAAUGAUGUAUAUCGAGAAGGUGAUUGGAGAAGAUCACUGAGUCACUAUACAGAAGCUAUAAACAUAGCUGAUUAUGCUAAUUCUGAAGAAAUCCAUGUUUCUGAUGAUAUUUUAGAGAAGCUGCAUGUGAACAGGAUAGCAUGUUUUUCAAAUAUGGGAUUGCAUGAAAAAGUUCUAGAAGACUGUGAGGUAGCAUUAAGAUUGAAUGAAAACAAUUUCAGAGCUCUCUAUCGGAAAGCAAAAGCUUUGAAUGAACUGGGAAGGUAUAAAAACGCUUAUGAUGCUGUAGCAAAAUGUUCUCUUGCUGUACCACAGGAUGAAAGUGUGAUUAAGCUUACCCAAGAACUAGCUCAAAAACUAGGGCUAAAAAUAAGGAAAGCGUAUGUAAGAGCAAAGCCACCCUCUUCAAAUUCAGUUUCUAGCGAUGUAUUUUUUUCUCACUUACAGAAUUCUUCUUCUGUAGAAGAUAUUGAGUUAGAUUUAUCUGACCAGAAGCAAGAGAUGGUUUCUGCUGCUUCUUCAUCAAACUUUGUUUCUGAAGUGUCUCUAGUGUCAUCAGUACCUGUACCAUCUUUAUCUUCUGUUUUGCCUCUUCAAGUGGAAAAGGUUUCUUUGCCUUCUGCCGUGUUGGCAAAUGGAGGGAAUGUUUCUUUCGCUAUGCCAGAAGCAUGUUUAGAUUGUGGGGAUGGAGAUAUAAUUAUUGGGGAAGAACUUGAUGAAUUACUUGAUUCUGUGCCUGAUCCAGAUGAAAGUGUGAUGCAAACUACAGGAGCCAGAGGACCUAUUCCAGCAGGAAGUGUAGCUCCUAGUGUAACUUUCUCUGCCUCUUUGUUGGGGACACUGCCAGUUAGUGCAGGAUUUAUUCCAUCACCUUCUCUUUCAGAAAUCUAUUCACAGCCUCUGACUUCUUCACUGGAAAAUUUUUGUUCGCCACUAAGCACCUUUUCAAUCAGUGACCCAAAAAGAGACCUCUCAAGUUCAGCUUCUAGGGAUGGAACACCAACACUUAGCAGCAGUAAUUCCCCAUUGUUUGUAAAUGGCCCGAGUAGUUUGUUUGGGUCAGAAAAUUACAUGGGAAUUGCAGGCCAAACUAGAAAUGACUUUUCAAAUGUUUUUAGCAGUGCAACUGCUAGCAUACCUGUAUCUUCAGCACUUGUGGGAAGAAACCCAUUAGAAGGCACACAUGAGCUAAGACAGGCCUGCCAGUUAUGUUUUGUCAAAAAAGGUCCUAAACUAUUGGAUUAUGCUUACCAUCCCGGUUUAGAACAUAAAUGUAAGAAGGAUAUUCUAAUUGGCAGAAUAAAAAACUCUGAAGAUAAAUCAUGGAAAAAAAUACGUCCAAGACCAACAAAGACACAGUAUGUGGGACCAUAUUAUAUAUGUAAAGAUGUUGCUGCUGAAGAGGAGUGCAGAUAUCCAGGUCACUGCACGUUUGCAUAUUGUCAAGAGGAGAUAGAUGUGUGGACACUGGAGCGCAAAGGAGCCUUUAGUCGAGAAGCUCUUUUUGGAGGAAAUGGAAAGGUCAACUUGACUGUGUCCCGGCUUCUUCAAGAACAUCAUGGAUUAUUUAUGUUUCUUUGUGAGAAAUGUUUUGAUCAUAAACCCAGAAUCAUAAGCAAAAGGAACAAGGAUAACUCCUCAUCUUGUUCUCACCCUGCUAUGCAUGACUUUGAAGAUAACAAGUGCCUUGUCCACAUUUUGCGAGAAACUAUGGUGAAAUAUUCCAAAAUCCGCCCUUUUCAAGUUCGAUGUCAACUUGACCUAUGCAGACAUGAGGUGCACUAUGGCUGCUUACGAGAGGAUAAAUGCUUUUAUGCUCACAGCCUGGUAGAGCUUAAAGUCUGGAUAAUGCAAAAGGAAACAGGUAUUUCACAUGAUACCAUUGUUCAAGAAUCAAAGAAGUACUGGCAGAACAUGGAGGCUAGUGCACAUGGAUCACAGAUCCUUGGGAACCAAAUGAAAUGUGGAUCACUUAAUUUGAAGAUGAAGUUUGUUUGUGGUCAGUGCUGGAGAAAUGGUCAAGUUAAUGAGCCAGACAGAAACAAAAAAUACUGUAGUGCAAAGGCAAGACACCCAUGGACCAAAGAUCGCCGUGUUGUGCUAGUAAUGUCUAAUGAACGUAAGAAGUGGAUGACCAUUCGUCCUCUUCCUGCAAAGAAACAAGUGCCUCUGCAAUUUGAUUUAUGCAAUCAUAUUGCUUCAGGCAAGAAAUGUCAGUAUGAUGGAAACUGCUCAUUUGCUCACAGUCCUGAGGAAAGGGAGAUGUGGACCUAUAUGAAGGAGAACAGCAUUCAAGACUUGGAGCAGUUGUAUGACAUAUGGCUAAAAAGUCAAAAACCAGAAAAAGGAGAUGAUACAUCUGCUCAGGCAAACAAAGAAAAUGGGAAGCAAAUUCACAUGCCGACUGACUAUGCUGAAGUUACAGUGGAUUUUCACUGUUGGAUGUGUGGGAAGAACUGUAAUAGUGAGAAGCAAUGGCAGGGUCACAUUUCUUCUGAGAAGCAUAAAGAGAAGGUUUUUCACACUGAGGACGAUCAAAACUGCUGGCAGUAUCGCUUUCCAACUGGAUAUUUUAGCCUUUGUGAUAGAUAUAUGGCUGGUACUUGCACUGAAGGAAACAACUGUAAAUUUGCCCAUGGAAAUGCUGAACUCCAUGAGUGGGAAGAACGAAGACAAGUUUUAAGAAUGAAGCUCAGCAAAGCAAGAAAAGACCACUUGAUUGCUCCCAGUGAUAAUGACUUUGGAAAAUAUAGUUUUUUGUUUAAAGAUUUAAACUAAUACUGAGAUGACACAUACAUGUUAUCAGCUGGAAGCAUAAACCAGAAAAUUUGACAAUAAUUAAAAGCAUGUGACAGAAAAGCUGCAGGUUUUCUGCUUUUAUUGGCAUAUAUUGUUCCUCCUGAACAGCAAAAUAUAGUAGAUUUAGGGGGAUUGAGCAGACCUGUCUAUGCUCUCAUGAAACAGAGUGGUGAUUAAAAAAAAUCAGAGGUAUUAUGUGCUUACUCACCUUCUGUUGGACAGAAAGUUAGGAAAUAGAAGGGGGGAAAGAGAGGUUAUAAUGUCUAGGAAGCCCCCUGGUAUCAAGUCCUUCAGUUGAAAAACUUCCAGGUAUCAAGGUAUUACAAAACAAGAGUGUUAUGGGCUAAGAAGAAAAUGAUGGAUGAAAAUUCUUCAGAUCUUUUAAUGGAGAGGAUUUGUUUAAAACAAAGUUUGCUACUUAUCUAUAUGUAGGUUGCUAAAAAGGAUUUUCUUAUUAAAGAUUUUAAACAAAAUAACCAUUUAACUACACUAUAUGUUGAAUGGGUAUUUUUUCUCUAUUUGUAUGUUUCACUAUAAUUUACUGAAAAAGGAUCUUGGGAGGAAAAAAGUAUUAAUUUUUGAAAAUGAAGUAGUUAAAAUUCUGUUUCUUGGUCUUUGCUGUUUAAAUGAUGAUUUUGGAAGAUUACACUUGUAUGUCAGUAUUGUGUAUUAUUGUAUGGACUAAUGUUGCCUGUAAUAAAGAGAACUUUACACAAAUCUGUUUUCUGCAUGUAGCCUCUCAGGACUGAGAUUUUGUAAAAACAAAUAAACAAUGAUUUGCCUAUUAGCAAAAUUAGCUAAAACUGUAAUAAGUUGGUAUUUGUGUCCAGCUGCUUGUUGGCAGUUUUCUGUAUUGUCAUUAGCUGAUCGCAUCACUAAAAUAACAAAAGUGGUCAACUAACUUGUGACGUAGGCAAGCGUUUUGGAACUGUGGGGUGCUGGGACAUGUCUUCAGCCUUUUGACUUGGACGUGAACCACCACCUGAGCUGCAAGGUGGAUGGUACUUCAGAUACCAUUUCCUGCAGACCCCAA
Antrostomus carolinensis (chuck-will's-widow) is the source of this 4043-nucleotide messenger RNA. RefSeq names its product zinc finger CCCH-type containing 7A (gene ZC3H7A). Gene Ontology annotation, molecular function: protein binding; miRNA binding; metal ion binding. Gene Ontology annotation, biological process: miRNA processing. The transcript is spliced from 22 exons. NCBI's taxonomy places the organism in Eukaryota, Metazoa, Chordata, Aves, Caprimulgiformes, Caprimulgidae. The record is from RefSeq and is a predicted model, not a curated record. The coding region runs from base 62 to 2989 and encodes 975 amino acids.